Messenger RNA from Dentiscutata erythropus, 699 nucleotides. The record is from the annotation of a GenBank genome assembly. Lineage: Eukaryota; Fungi; Glomeromycota; Glomeromycetes; Diversisporales; Gigasporaceae.
AUGGAUAAAAUGGAAGUUCCAGAGAAUAAUAAUCAAGAGUACAUACCACAUACAAAAUGUAUUAUUCAAGUAGUAUUCGAACAGGAAGGGACGUUAAAACGAACGGUUGAAUUCAUUCAGCAGUAUUAUAAUUCGCAAACAUGCCGCACAUUCUUUAUUCCACGCAAGGUCAACCAUGAAUUACGUUACUACUCGUCAAAUAAGUGGAAAACGCCAACAAUUUCAUCAGUUAUCCUUUUCGUAUAUCCUGUACGUACCACCGAAUUUUCUUCUUUGGUUACUCGCGAAACACGAUUGAAACCAAUUCAAAUCCAACUACUUGAAAAACCGAUAAGAGUUUAUAUCAAGAAACCAUCAACACUUACCAUUUCGCCAGUUAAUAAUUCGAUCAGUUAUAGACAAAUUAUUUCUAAAAUAUUCACCAAACGAAAAAAGAAUGUAUUAUGGAGAUUACCCUUAGAAGUUAAACGACAAUCCAACGAUAAAAGGAGUACAACUAGACUUAUUAUUCCUUUUGGGUUUGAACUUAACAUUGAUUUAAAUCCAGGUCGAAGUUUAAUUAAUGGUUAUGUUAAAGAAAAUUAUGAUUUUGAGGGUGGAAAAUAUUAUGAAUCGGAUAAGGAAAGAAAGAAUGAUAGAAGUAGGAAGAAAUAUUUAAGUACUAUGGAAUUCUUCGAUAUUUUGAAAUACAGUAGAUGA